CCAACAGCGUCGAGAAUGAGCGCUUCGGCUUUUGGCGUUUCCUUUUGGCCUACAGCCGCGUCGAGGAGCUAAAUUGGCACUUGAACAAGACAAGUCACGUGCAACAUCUGGCCGUGGAGAUGGCUUCGAUUCCAUUGCGCGAGCUACGACUGAUGCCCAACAAUGACGACCUCGGAGGGAGAUGAUGCGGUGCCGCCGCCCCCGGCAAAGCGGGCCAAGGUGAAAUCGGAGACGGUGCCUGACGAUGACCUAGCGCAUCAAGACGUAGAGGCAAGGUCCACUCUUCUAGCAGCCGGUCGCAUCUCGUCUUGGCUUUCGAGACAGAGGCACGACGAGUCUCGCCAUGCCGUUGCCUGGAGCUCCGACAACCUCAUUGCUCUCUCCAGCGGCAACAACAUCGCCCUAGCUCAUGUCUCCAAGCCUCAACGAGUCCAUUCGCUCGCUUGCAAGGGCGAUGGCGGCGCCGGGGAUUUGGGUCCCAAUGUGCUUACUUUUAGCCCGAGGGGAGACGCUCUCUUUGCCUGCCUCCCGUCCGGGCUCGCAUACCUCUGGACAAGGGGUGCAGCGCUCAACCGUUGGAGACUCGUGUCCGGGAAGGCUAUGUCGUCCCCCUUUCUACUCCCAGGCAAGGUUGUUGAAGCACAGUGGCUCGCACAACCGAGAAGGAGAGGCAAAGACUACAGAAGAACAUACAGCUGCGGACCUCAGUUCUCCGCUGGCGGAUCUUCAACCGAGGUGGCCCUGCUCACAAUGUGCGAAGAUGGCCACGUCGCUCUCAUUCACGCCGAUGUCCAAAGCCAACGCUUAUCUUUGCAUACGGUACCCAUAAUUCCGCCGUUGGGCUCCGAACGGGUCUCUCAUGCUGCUGUUGGACUGGUGCCGGACGAGCCAAGGGCGGUACUAGCUUGCCGAGUCGCAAGGACGUCCAAGUCGAUGCCGUCGGGCUCUGCGCCGGCCGAUGACGCUCUUGGCAUGUUCUUUCGCGACGAGGUGGCUUCGACGCCAUUCCGCCUUGAGGACGGCCAAGAGAAGGUGCAUCUCUUCGAACUCAAGAUCGACUUUAAUAGCCAAGAAGCGACUGUUGCGGCUCGACCACUGGCGCCAAUCUUUGUUGGGCAAGAGCCUCUCCGAAUGUUCUGGACUGGCACGUCGCCCCUCAACCUCGUCGUCGCCUUUGACUCGCCGACGGGCUCGGUCCUCAAAGCUUGGCAGCUCAAGCGAGGCCAGAUCAACAAGCUCUCCGACGCCUUCGCUAGCCUCGAGGCUGCGAAAGCCAGGCCACUGGCAGGCUCGAGCACCGACGAAGAAGAUGACAGCAACGAAGAGUGGAUGGCCGAGCAGACGAAGUUCAGGGCAUUGGAGAGGCGAAAGCUCUGCGAAGUGGUAGUGGCUUCGCACUCUGAUCGCAUUCUUUGCGUUACGGUUCCCUGGCAACAAUGGCCUCUGAACGGUGACCAGACGUCGACGGCAGUAGAGCAGACUUGUGUGCUUGAUAGCCUCACGUUUGAAGUCGCUGAUGACUACGAGGCGCUCAAGUGCAAGCCCGCCGUGCAGUCACGAAUGACACUGUCACCAAACGAUGUCCUCGUGGCUGCUAUUACCGCUGAGGGCCGGCCAUCGCUGUUUAGAUCAUCGAAGGGAAUGUGGGCGUCGGACAACAAAGGACUGCUCUUGGUCCUCUCGUUUCUGCAGGAGAACGACUAUGGCGAUCUGUCGAUGGUGUUGCAAGGCGCCGAUGUCGUCAAGGACUCGGUCAAAUGUUUUGGCAUGGCCCAGCCACCCAAGGCUUCACAGCAACUCAGACUCCUGGAACUCAGGCUUGCUGUCGAUGGAUGCAGACGUAGCCGCCUCUUCUUGGAACUAGCUCGCUUCUUUAGGCUGUCAAGGGAGGCGAGGGUGCGCAACCACUAUGACUUGGGGUCGGUACCGGCUCUCUUGGCCAGCAUAGCUUGGUUGCACGCACUCGUCGAGGAUCUCGCUCGGACUGCGUACCUCCUGUGCGAUCUACCGUCAAUUGCGAAUGGGAGCUCGACCGAUGCGGGAGCCGAUGAUGGCCGCAACGAUGGAGAAAAUGACACGAGGGAAGAGGAAGAGGACGCAACGGCCACCUCGGGCCGAUUGCUGCUUGGUCUGCUCACGCUUUCCAUUCCGCGCAAAGUCGUUGUGGAUCUCACUCGGCGCGUCCGGGCCUUCCGAAACUGGCUCCUCGAAGUGACGACGACGGCCGAGGGCCUGCGGCCGCUGCUGGAAGACGAGGAGAACCUCAAGAGACAGCCGCCGACGAUUGAUGAUGUCGUUGCGCUGGCGAGGGCGCAGCUGUGCGAGAUAGAAGCGAGGAGUCAAGUCAGCCUCGAUGGACUCGCGCUGCUGCUCGAAGGGGAAGAGAAGGGACAGAGUGGGGAAGAGGAGAAAGAAGCUUGGUAUGGGCGGAAGAGGCUUUCGAGGGGUAGGCGGGCCGAGGAAGCCCUUGGCAAGCGAAUCGUGCAAAGCAAGGGCACUGUCAUCAAGGACUUGCUCUUGCUCUUUGUUGGCGACGAGGAAGAGGAGCGGCUCGGAUCAGCGGCCGGCGGCGUGCCUAAGCCGAGCUGGUUUGACGAUGAAGGCGGGCGACUAUGGAGCGCAGCAGCACAGGACGCGACGAGCAGGCGGGACAUCAUCUCAAAGGCGCCCCUGCUCGACUAUGAGCAGCGGCUCACCUGCAUUCGCUGUGGAGGCCAAACAGCGCUGAGCGGCAGCAUUGCUAGGGACAAGUGCCUCUGCGGAGGCGCCUGGUGGGCUUGAACAAGUAGAUCUAAUCAAAAACCCCAAUUCAUCUGUACUUUUACACAACAUCUUUUCAUCCGGUGCAGAAUGAUAAUCUGACAAGUACUUUUUCUACCGGUCUUGCUUGCCCUAGUCGUCGAUGAGGAA
This is a messenger RNA of Acaromyces ingoldii, 2910 nucleotides long. RefSeq lists its product as hypothetical. Lineage: Eukaryota; Fungi; Basidiomycota; Exobasidiomycetes; Exobasidiales; Cryptobasidiaceae. Bases 163 to 2781 code for a protein of 872 amino acids. The transcript is spliced from 6 exons. The record is from RefSeq and is a predicted model, not a curated record.